AUGAGUCAGAGGAUGGCAAAGGACGGCCCCAGGCUCUCCAAGAACCAGAAGUUCUCCGAGCAUUUCAGCAUCCACUGCUGCCCGCCCUUCACCUUCCUCAACUCCAAGCGCGAGAUUGUGGAUCGCAAGUACAGCAUCUGC
Messenger RNA from Elephantulus edwardii (Cape elephant shrew), 141 nucleotides. RefSeq names its product myelin-associated oligodendrocyte basic protein-like. The annotation marks the transcript as partial. Gene Ontology annotation, molecular function: myosin binding; actin binding. The record is from RefSeq and is a predicted model, not a curated record. Gene Ontology annotation, cellular component: cortical actin cytoskeleton. NCBI's taxonomy places the organism in Eukaryota, Metazoa, Chordata, Mammalia, Macroscelidea, Macroscelididae. The transcript has a single exon.